AUGUCGCUGGGCAUCUGGGUGGACAUGGCUGGACGACCGCGCGAGGCGCCGCCUGACCUCCUGGAGCCCCGGGGACUCGGGGAGCCGGAGCGGCUUCACGAGGGGCGGGCGCCAUCCCAGCAGGUCACGGACGCCCGCCACAGCCCACGCGGGGGCCCGGCUGCCACGCUGGCCCGGGGGCGGCGUGUCCUGGGGCGGCCGAGGCUGCGGGGCGCAAGCAGCCGGAGGACGCGCCGCUUCCCGCCUCGUCUCCCCGGGCCCGGCCGGGGUCGCCACCCUGAGGAGGAGCAGCCAGGCCCGCCCGCCGCCGGCGGAGGCGCAGCGCGGCCCGGAGCGCUGUCCACACGCGCGCCACUCGGGACGUGCGACAGGGACGACGCGGCCGGCUCCGCGGGCCAGGAGGGGACGGUGAAGACGGGCACGGCGACGGGGUCGGUGACACGGGCCUCGAAGGGACUUGAGGAGCCUGAACCUGAGGUAGCCGGUGGAGUAGAGACGGAGAGAGAGACACAGACAGAGAGACAGAGACGCACAGAGAGGGGCAGAGACGGGCGGGCUGACGGGGUGGGGACGCGCCGCCCGGCCGCAGCCAACCCUCCGGACAGGGAGCGAGUGCGCGCCGCCCGGACGCCCGCUCUGGUUUUAACCGGCUCUCGCAACUUUUCGGGGGACAAAGAACCUGAAACGACGGGAGGGGCCGCACGGCCUGCGCACGCGCCCUCCGGCGGCUCCUCACGUCUGCUCUGCGCAGGUCCGGGACGGGAGGCGGUGGCGUCUCCCGCAUCUGCGCACGCGCCCUCCGACGGCUCCUCGCGUCUAUCCGGCGCGGGUGCAGGGCGGGAAGCAGCGGCAUCUCCCGCGUCUGCGCACGCGCCCUCCGGCGGCUCCUCGUGUCUGCUCUGCGCGGGUCCGGAGCAGGAACUGGCGGCGUCUCCCGCGUCUGCGCACGCGCCCUCCAACGGCUCCUCGCUUCUGUCCGUUGCGGGUCCAGGCCCGGAAGCGGCGGCGUCUCCUGAGGACCCGCGGUCCGGCCGUUGCUGUGGCCCAAGCCGGGAGCAGCGCGGAGAACGCGGACGGGGACGUCGCCACCCAGGAGCUCAGGCCGGCCUCUCCGGGCGGGUCCUCGGGAGCGGACGCCCUGAGGGCGUGGACACCCGCCGUGUGCGCGAAUACACGCGCGGGUGUAGACACUUUGGAACAUCUCUGGAAAAUUCUGCCGCUUCUGAGGAGGGGCCCGGGCCAAGGGCGCUUCCACCGAGCAGCCUCAGCUCCUCUGCGGUGCCCCGCCAGGAGGCGCCCCGCGGCCUGCACCUCGCUCACCGCGCUGACCCCGAGCCCCGUCCCCACCGCGGCCACCUGGCCCGGCCCAAGAGGCCCGUCUGGUGGUUUAAACACCACCCGCCUGCAGAGCCUCCCACAGCCGCGUCUCCCCUGCUCCCCCCAGAGUCCCGGAUCCCGCUGCCAGCUGGACAUCAUCCGCGGACGUCCACGUGGCCCAGAGCCAGCACCGCGAUGACCGUGUGUGCGUGACACGAUGCCCGCGGCUCUCCGCAGAAGGCGGCGGAAAUCAGCGCCCCGCGAGCGUCGUCUUUCUGGCCGGAUCAAUGGAGCCGGGAAACAGAAGACUCGCUGUGGUGGCAGCCGCGAGGGGCACGUUGGUGGACAGGGGACGUUGGCCAGAACGUCGCGUGCAUGGUUUACGUGGUCACGUCGUGCGGUCGUUGCGCUUCUCGGGCGGGUCUGCAGACACGUGUGCUCACGUGUGUGCAAAGGCACCCGCGUGUGCGAGGAAAGCAGGGCUGCUUAUCUCUGUGCUUCUUGGCCUCUCAGGGAGCUGGCCGUGCCCGGAGGGUCCCCUGUCGUUUGCUUGUGCGUGGAUGCGCUCGUGCGUGGUCUUCACAAGCCCAAGUGUCAUCUGCUCACAGCCCUUCAGAAGGACGCCGGGGCCCUGCCCCUCUUGGCCCUGGAGCGCCGGCCUCGGCAGAAUGGGACCAAGCCCCAGACUGGGCUCAGGCUGUGCACUCUCACCGCAGACAUCCAGCCGACCCCAGUGAAGGCCCCUGUGCCAUGAGCCCACAGAGCCUGCGCCCUCUUCUCUCACCCCUCCCCAAGCCCCCUGCGGCCCCUGCAGGAGGAGGCCGAGGUGGUUCCUGGACACGGCCAGAGCAGGAGGAUGGGAAAGCUCUGGGCUUUUAGUUGUCCUUUCAUAAACGGCUCCUCACUUAAUGUCGCUGUGCUCAGCAGGUGUUUCCAGAAGGUCCAGAUUCUGCAGGGUUUGCUGAGGUGUGCUUCUUCCCUGGGGUCUGAUCCAUUUCUGUCAUGGACUCAUGUGUGCUGGAGACGCACAGACUGCCUCCAACUCCGGGGGAGCAUUCUGUGUGUGUCACCGAUGGAGCCUGUCCCUGUGCUGUUCCAGACGGCUGUGGCUUCGCUCAGUUCUGUGACUCAUUGACAUAACGAACAAGUUGUCUUCUAGCUUCUCCUGUCAUCACACACUCGUCCCCUCGGGCUCGUCAGUUUGCCUGUGUGCUGAGGCCGUGAGAUGAACGCCGUGCGGGACCCAUGGCGUCCUGGUGAAGUGUGUCCCCAGACAGCUCGUGUUCCCGACGCUGGCUCUGACCCAGGUCCAACUCGGACUCUCCUUGUGGCAUGUCCUUCUCCCCCUCCACCAUCCCUGUGUGCAUGUUUACGUGGGUUUGUCAUAAACAGCUUUCAGCGGGACCUUACUUCGUCUCGCUUUAUUUAGAACCCUGCUUUCAGCCAGUGCGCUGGUCCUCUCGCAGCUGCAUGUAAUCACACGUGUGUCUGGGUUGUUCUCGGUAUCUUAUUCUGUGUCUCCUGUUCACCUGCCUUUUCUUUCUCUUCCUUGUUUUACUGUCAUAAGAACACACAAGCUCCUCGUGACAAGUUUUCAGUGCACCACACAGUGUGUGACCCUGGGGCAGGGUGGCGUACAGCAGGUCUCUAGAACGGACUCGUCCUGUGUGACUGAGACUUUGUGCCUGCUAGACGACCCCACCCUCCCCAGCCCCUGGCUCCCAUCAUCCCAUCCUCUGCUUCUGUGACAGUGACGACCUGAAGUGCUUCAGAGAAGUAGAAUCCUAGAUUGUUGUCCUCCUGUGACUGUCUUAUUUCACUCAGCACCACGUCCUCGAGGUGCCUCUGCAUUGUCACACGUGGCAGGAUUUCCUUGCUAUUGAAGGCUGGUGAUAUUCCGCUGUGAGUACAGGUGAUGUUUUCUGUGUCCAUUCCUCUGCCAACAGACAUUUGAGUUGUUUCCAUAUCCUGGCUGUCGUGAAUGAUGCUGCAGUGAACAUGGGAGCAAGACCCAUCUUGAGACCUUCAUUUCAAUUCUUCUGGAUUUCUAGCUCCUGUGGUUGCCUUUUCACUCUGUUGAUGGUUUCCUUUGUGUGCAGAAGCUUUGUAGUUUGAUGUAGACCCAGUUGUCUGUUUUUGCCUUUGUUGCCUUGGCUUUUGGUGUCAAGUGCAAAAAUCAUUGCCAAAACUGAUGUCAUAAAGGCAAGGAUGCCCACUCUCUCCACUUCUCUUCAGUACUGGAAUCCUCAGCCAGAGCAAUCAGGCAAGAAACAGAAAUCAAAGCCAUCCAAAUUGGAAAGGAAGAAGGAACGUUAUCUGUGUUUGUGGACGACUGAUCUUUUAAGUAGAAAACCCUAAAGACUCCACAAAAAACUGUUAGAUUUAAUAAGCAAAUUCAGUAAAAGAGCAGGAUACAAAAUCAACGUAUAAAAAUCUGUUGCCUUUCUGCACAUCCACAGUGAACUAUCCAAAAAGGAGCUUAAGAAAAUAAUGCCAUUUACAAUAGCAUCAAAAAGAAUAAAAUACUUAGGAAUGAAAUUAACCAAGGGAAUGAAACACUUGUAUGCUGAAAAUGAUAAGACAUUGCUCAAAGAAACUGAUAAAGACACAAAUACAUGGAAAGACAUCCUGCGCUCGUGGAUUGUAAGAGUUACUAUUGUUAAAAUGUCCAUGCUACACAAAGCAGUCUACAGAUUCAAUGCCAUCACUAUCAAAAUCACAAUGGUAGGGCCGGCUGGGUGGCACAGCAGUUAAGUUCACAUGUUCUGCUUCGA
Molecule: messenger RNA, 4091 nt
Organism: Equus caballus (horse)
Lineage: Eukaryota; Metazoa; Chordata; Mammalia; Perissodactyla; Equidae
Source: RefSeq, a predicted model, not a curated record